This is a messenger RNA of Capsella rubella, 1557 nucleotides long. RefSeq names its product transcription factor PAR2. The transcript has 2 exons. Bases 948 to 1307 code for a protein of 119 amino acids. Gene Ontology annotation, biological process: regulation of DNA-templated transcription. Lineage: Eukaryota; Viridiplantae; Streptophyta; Magnoliopsida; Brassicales; Brassicaceae. The record is from RefSeq and is a predicted model, not a curated record.
CACAUGUGCUUUCCUUUUCUCUUUUCCUUUUUUACGGAGCUUUUGUGGAUCCCAUCUCCCUCCCUCUCUCCCAUGCAAACCUGGCACAGAUGAUGAAGACUGAAGAGCAUGCAUGCUGUAUUGCAUUUGUCGUAUGCAUGCACAGUUAAGUAAUUUUAGAUAUAAAUCAUUACGGUUUCCGAAAAGAAACGAAAACAAAGACCCACGAGUCAACGUCUGGAUUAAGUUUAAAACACAUGUCGAUAAGUCUAUAUUAUUACUAAACUAAGCACGUUACCAUUUGUUAAUGACACGCAUUUUUCCAAUUUUUUUUUGGAGUAUUAAACUUUUCUGCUUUUUUAGAAAAAAAGAAAAGAAAAAAAAGAAAGAUCCAAUCUAUCUAUCUGUCAGGACCUCAGGGAGAUCCACUUGAGUAUAGUGACGUCUCCACUAAACCACACAGACACAGCGCGUGAUUGUCACGGAUCCAAAUCUCUCUCCUUCUCUCUCUCUCUCUCUCUCUCUUUAUAAUUAACCAACAAAACAAACACUCCACAUAAUUCGAAUACACAACACAACACAACGAACCAAAACAUUAAAAAAGAAAAAAAAAAAAUUGAAAAUCACAACUGGACCCAGCUUUGAGAUGUCAUACCGGCAUUACCCAAUUUCGAAAAAUUACAGCUAAACGCCUAAACCCAAAAGCUACAUCUGAAUUAAACCAACCAAAUUAGUACCUAACGAAAGUCUUAAACCGAACACAUUAUGAUUCAGCUCAUAAGUCAAAUCACAAUUACGGAGAAAAUCAGAGUAAACCGAACUUUUAAAUACAAACCGGAAUGAUUGAACAGGUCCUAUACUCUCACUAAUUUUCCUAUCACACAUUCAUAUAAAUACACACACAUCUCUCUUACCCCUUUUCUUCCAACACAUCCUCUCUCUCUCUCUCUCUCUCUCUCCCUCCGUCAAUGGAGAAAACCCUAGCCUCUUCCCAUACCAAACGCUCUUUGCCAUCUCCAUCCACCGCCGUGGACACAAGCUCCACCGGUUUCAACCGCAGAACCAGACAGAGAUUGUCUGAUGCAACGGCGAGUGUAAUUAGCGAAGAUGACGACGAAGACGAAGAAGAAGAAGAAGAAGAAGGUGUGGAAGAGAAGAUCGAGGCGCUCCAGACAAUAGUACCUGGAGGAACGUCUCUUGGUGUCGACGCCCUGUUCGAAGAGACAGCUAGCUACAUUUUGGCUCUGCAAUGUCAGAUCAAUGCCAUUAAAGUUCUUACUUCGUUUAUUGAGCGCUGCGAGAAAGAUGAUAUGAAGUUUGGAGGUUGAAGAUGAUUGAACAAACAUAUUUGGGAUUCUCUCUCUCUCUCUGUUUUUUCACUUAUUUUCAGCUUAUUUUUAUUUCUUUCCUCUUUUUUUCCCUUCUUUUUUUUUACUGUGGCUUAGUUCGGGUUCAUAAUUUAGUUUUUUUUUCCUUUUUCCUUUUCUUUCUUUAUAUAUUGUGUUUUAGUUCUAAAUAUUACGAACAAAGUUUGAAAUUCGAAAACUAUAGUAUAUAAUAGCCAAUUAGAUUGAUAGA